Lachnellula hyalina is the source of this 1128-nucleotide messenger RNA. Its product is annotated as Mitogen-activated protein kinase. NCBI's taxonomy places the organism in Eukaryota, Fungi, Ascomycota, Leotiomycetes, Helotiales, Lachnaceae. Gene Ontology annotation, cellular component: cytoplasm; nucleus. The transcript is spliced from 5 exons. The record is from RefSeq and is a predicted model, not a curated record. The coding region runs from base 1 to 1128 and encodes 375 amino acids. Gene Ontology annotation, molecular function: MAP kinase activity; ATP binding. Gene Ontology annotation, biological process: protein phosphorylation; stress-activated MAPK cascade; osmosensory signaling pathway.
AUGGCCGAAUUCGUACGAGCCCAGAUCUUCGGCACAACCUUCGAAAUCACAUCCAGCUCCGCCAAAGAUAACCUCACCAACCAAAGCGUCGCUGUGAAGAAGAUUAUGAAGCCCUUCAGCACGCCAGUCUUGUCUAAGCGAACAUACCGUGAAUUGAAGCUGCUGAAGCACUUGAAGCAUGAGAAUGUGCGUUUUUUAACACGCCCACUGCGGCGGCAGGAAUCCAAGGCUGAUCUUACUCCGCAGGUCAUCUCGCUCAGUGAUAUCUUCAUCUCGCCUCUUGAGGAUAUGUAUGAUUUAACCCCUCUGCCCCUCUUUCCGCCACUCUCCGCUCACAAAUACUGCAGUUACUUCGUCACCGAACUCCUCGGCACCGAUUUGCACCGUCUCCUCACCUCAAGACCCCUAGAGAAGCAAUUCAUCCAAUAUUUCCUCUACCAGAUCCUGCGCGGUCUCAAGUAUGUCCACUCCGCAGGUGUCGUCCAUCGCGAUCUCAAGCCCAGUAACAUUCUCGUAAACGAGAACUGCGAUCUCAAGAUCUGCGACUUCGGCCUUGCCCGUCUGCAAGAUCCCCAGAUGACCGGAUAUGUGUCUACAAGAUACUACAGAGCGCCGGAGAUCAUGCUUACAUGGCAAAAGUAUGAUGUGGAGGUAGAUAUCUGGAGCGCGGGCUGUAUUUUCGCAGAGAUGCUGGAGGGCAAGCCUCUUUUCCCAGGAAAAGAUCAUGUCAACCAGUUUUCUAUCAUCACGGAGCUCCUCGGAACACCUCCAGAUGAUGUUAUCCACACAAUUGCCAGCGAGAACACGUUGAGAUUUGUUCAAUCGCUACCAAAGCGUGAGAGGCAACCUUUGAAGGACAAGUUUAGAAACGCCGAUCCAUUGGCCAUCGACCUUCUAGAAGACAUGCUAGUGUUUGACCCCCGGAAGCGAGUAAAGGCCGCCGAUGCCCUGGCACACGAAUACCUCUCCCCAUACCACGACCCAACCGACGAGCCCGUAGCAGAGGAGAAGUUUGACUGGUCAUUCAAUGAUGCGGACUUGCCAGUGGACACAUGGAAAAUCAUGAUGUACGAGCAAAUUUCUGAAUGGGAGGAAGAGCACCCGACCCAAUAUGCCACUCAGUCUUAG